Molecule: messenger RNA, 642 nt
Organism: Dacryopinax primogenitus
Lineage: Eukaryota; Fungi; Basidiomycota; Dacrymycetes; Dacrymycetales; Dacrymycetaceae
Exons: 1
Coding region: 1-642 (213 amino acids)
Source: RefSeq, a predicted model, not a curated record
AUGGCUCAUAAUCCAAAGACACCCCCUCGUCAAAACACCGCCCUUUCCCAGGCACCUAGCACCACACCGGCCAAGGCGAAGACCACCGCGGGCUCCACAUUCAACACGUCAAAACUUGAAGGCAAGCGAAAUGUCAUGUUUGAGUCGACCCGUCUCCUCCUUAUUCCGAACGAACGUAUGGAAGCGAUCUUACCCUUGCCCGAAUGGGUCGCGGCAUGCGUAGAGCAGCUGUCGGAUAGCCAUCCAGUUUUCACAGGGAAGGAAUGGGAUGACCUUCCACACCUCACCACGAAAGAUCAAACGUCGACCCUUGUGGGCAAGGAAGAUGAAGUCUUCCAAGCUUACCGCCCUCUCCACGAAUUGAUCGUCAAGACCUGUGGGAGUUGGCCAGGAAGCUCAGAGGCGCGACCUGUUUUGCUCCGGCCGAAAAAUACGCCCAAGUCCACCCUGAAGGAAAAUUCAAGCAGGCCAGAUGGAGCGAAUCCAAAGGACAGUUCCCUGAAGAUCGAAUGGGACAAGGAGCGGUACGUGUGGGUCGACCUGUUUUCGGCGUACGAGUUCAAGAAUGCGAACGAGAAGAAUCUGGUUGGUCUCAUGGGUAUCCAGGUGCGCCGAACUGAUGCGUUCACACCGUUUUCCUAA